Oryza sativa Japonica Group (Japanese rice) is the source of this 2750-nucleotide messenger RNA. RefSeq names its product MEIOTIC F-BOX protein MOF-like. NCBI's taxonomy places the organism in Eukaryota, Viridiplantae, Streptophyta, Magnoliopsida, Poales, Poaceae. Gene Ontology annotation, molecular function: protein binding. The record is from RefSeq and is a predicted model, not a curated record.
AACGGCCUGGUUAAGCAUUUGGGCCUAGAAUAGAGGGCCCAUAUUGGCUCGCUUAUCUAUUUCGUUAGUUUUCAUUUUUUAGAGCCCAGGAGCGGCUCAUCGGCCAUCGCCAACACAUUUGAUCUUCUCUUCUCCUGCCCCGGCGAGGCGGCGACCGCCGGGAUUGAAGCGGCGAGAACUCGCCAUCUUUUCCGACGAGUCAAACCUAUGACCAAAAAGAUGAGCGGGAGGCGGCGCGCGGGACAUGUGUUCGACGAAAUGCCCCCGAAGAAAGCCAAGCCGUCCCGCGGGGGCGGCGCUGCGGAAGACCGGCUCAGCGCCCUCCCCGACGCGGUCCUGCACCACGUCAUGUCGUUCCUGCGGGCGUGGGAGGUGGCGCGCACCUGCGUGCUCUCCCGCCGCUGGCGCCACCUCUGGGCCUCCGCGCCCUGCGUCGACCUCCGGCGUCUGGGGCGGCGGAGGCACCUUCCGCCGCCGGAGCGGCUCGCCAGGUUCGCCUACCGGUUGCUGUUCGAGCGGGAGGUGUCAGCGCCGGUGGACAUUCUCCGGGUGAUGUCCAGCCCCGACGGCGAAGGGGAGGAGGAUUACACCACUUCAGAUGUCCAGACGUGGAUCCGUGCCGCCAUCAAGCGGAGAGCUCGGGUGAUCCAGCUUACCGACCAUCCAAUGGAUGAGGCGUUCUUUAACCUGGGCUUCGUCCCCAUCAUCUCCUGCCACCUCAAACACCUGAAGCUGUCUGGUUCUUUACUGUGGAACACGACGCUAAUGCAGCUCUCUUCUCAGUGCCCUGCUUUGGAAAUUCUAGAGCUCAAGAAAUGUUCUCUGCACGGCCAUGAGAUUUCAUCCACCUCUCUCAAGAGCUUGACCAUGGUGAAGUGCAGGAUCAUGGCAGAUGUCACCAUUGCUGCUCCGAACCUCGUGUCUCUGCGGCUCUGCGCUGCAUCAAGCCAUACCACCGAGCUCCCUUGUUCGAGGAUAUAGGGUCACUCAUGUUGAGUAUUAUGUGUUUAGGGGUAUAUUAGUAAUUUCCUAUCUCUAUUGUACUCAUAUAUGCCCUUUGGGCUAACACAAUAGUAACUGUUCAUUCUCCAAUUUCCCCUAAAUUGUGACAUGGUAUCAGAGCAAGAGCAAGGGAUCAAACCCUAACGUCGAUCCGGAGUCCACGCCGGCACGCCGGUGGCAGCUCGCCACCGGCGAGCCCAUCCAAUCCGUGCACAUCCUCGUCAGCUUCGUCGUCCACCACCGUCGAGCCGUCAAUCGUGGCAGCCAAUCGUUUCGUCGUUCGUCCACAAGCAGCAAGCAGAUCCAGUCAGCACAAGCAACAAGCAGCAUCAAGCAAUCAAAUCCACAAGCAAGCAGCGGAUGCAUGAACAAGCAUUCAGAUCCAGUUCUUCGUCACCACGUCAGUCGUAGCCAGGCCGUACUCGUCGCGGAUCUUGUCGUCGCGUCUCGCCGUGGCUCGUCGUUGUCGCCGCAUUCCCAUUGGCCGGUCGCGGCGCUCUCUUCAUCGCCGCCAGCGCCGUCCUCCUCCCAUGUCAGUCGUCCAGCUUUCCGUCCGCCGCCUGCGCGCGUGACCAUCUGCAUCGUCGCCGCACAGGUCAAGGUCCUGGUCCUCUUGGUCUAGCCUGCUCUGUUCUCUCUGCUUCUCCACAUAGAUGCUUGGAGACUGGUUACUGGACUUAACAGCAACAAGCCAUCGUCUUCCCUAAUAUCAAGUAGCAGCGACAGCAAUUUGCAAGUGUCAUGCAGAUCCACCUUGUUCCAUAUUCAAACAUCAACAAAUAGCAGUAGAGAAGCCCAUAUCGAGUUAUGCUUCCCUCAUCAUGCAGCCGGCCUCUGCUCUUGCCGGAUUUGUGAAGCCAUCCAUAGUCUCAACUAUCUUGAUUGUUGAAUUGUUCCAUCAACAGAUCUAUUUUGUGUUUGCUAUGCUUGCUUACUGCUGCCAUCAACAAGUCAAUUAAUAUCCUUUGGUCUUGCAAACAUAUCAUUGUGCUUCAGUUUGAGAUAGGCAACAGAAAACCAAGGCACAGCCCUGUGCAUGUCCUUUUGAUUUUGAUAUUGCUUCUUGUCAUCUGCAUCAAUUGUUCUCUUAUGUCUUUUGCUAGUAUCCUAAGUCAUUUGCUAGUAUAUCAAUGUCAUCUACAAAUCAAUUUCCUAUGUUUCCUAUCAAGUCCAUCAAAGUCCAUCGGUUCGUCGAAGUCAUGCUUGUCAAUCAUUAUCACUAUCUCGCUCGCUCCAUGUCGAAGUUAGCCUUCUAUCAUCACCAGAAGCUCCACGUCGGAGCUGAUCUUUGUCAUAUCACCAGCUCCCCAUCGGAGUUGACAUCAUCAUCAAUCAUUGAAGGGCCGAAGAACAGUUUGUGAAGGUCCUUCAUCUCGUCAUCAUCACCGUCUCUGAAUCAGUGAAGAGCCAAAGAACAGUUUGUGAAGGCUUUUGGUACUAAGGGCUGAAGAACAGUUUGUGAAGGCUCGAGGUCUACUUCAUUGAGGAUAGGAUGGUUUUCUCUUCUUCUAAUUCAUUCAAGAGCAAUGCUUCGACAACAUCUUCAAACAUGGACUUUGUAUUUAUAGUAGUGUGUCAUUUAUCUUGUGUUUAGUUUCAAAUGCAAUGCUAUUGUAUACACAUUGCAUUUGAGCAGGGGUGUUGAGUAUUAUGUGUUUAGGGGUAUAUUAGUAAUUUCCUAUCUCUAUUGUACUCAUAUAUGCCCUUUGGGCUAACACAAUAGCAACUGUUCAUUCUCCAAUUUCCCC